UCCGGUUUAGGGUCCCACUUUCUGUCCCUCCCCCUCCUGGUGAGCCCUCUUUCUCCAGCGCCCUUUGCCCUCCCCCUCUAACCCCCCCUCUCUUGGACCCCUCUUGCAGGGGACGUGCCCCCCCUCAUUCGUUCUGUGGCGGUGCUGCGUCCUCUUUAGCCCCCCGCUUCUUUCCUCUGGGGUGAUGGUGUCCCGCUGUUUCGAACCCUUCCCCGAGGCUCUCCUGCUCCUUCCUGUGAAGCCCUCGUAACCCCUUUCCGGGUCUGCUCCUCCUUGGAAGUCCCGCUGCUCCCCUUCUCCUCCUGCUUCCUCUCCCGGUUGCGCUCCGACCAGGGGACGGGCCCGUUCCUGCUGCCCCCGGGGGCGCCCGCCCGCCACCAGCAUGGUGGAGAAGCGCUGCCCGCGUCUGCAGAGGGAGAGCGUGUACCGCUGGUUCUCGGAGCUGCCGUCCCCGCAGCGGGUGGAGUUCCUGUGCGGCCUGCUGGACCUGUGCAUCCCGCUGGAGCUGCGCUUCCUGGGCGCCUGCCUGGAGGACCUGGCGCGCAAGGACUACCACUCGCUGCGCGACUCGGAGAUCAAGGCCAACAACCCGGCCGACCUGGGCAGCCUCACCAACCUGACGGAUGAGGUGGUGCGCAGCAAGCUGCUGGUCUCGCUGGCCCUGCUGGGCUCCUCCCACCGCGAGGCCGCCGGUGUCCUCUUCCGCACCCUCACCCACAUCGACUCCGUCAUCCACAACUACGGGCUGCAGCUCAACGAGGGCCGCACCGGGGACGAGUUCCUCCUGCUCUUCACCAUGGCCUCCAACCACCCGGCCUUCAGCUUCCACCAGAAGCAGGUCCUGAGGCAGGAGCUCACCAAGAUCCAGAACAUCGUCGCCAGCACCAGCAAGAGCCCCAGUGCCCCCGCGGCCAGCUCCAUGGGGACGUGUCCUGGCUGCCACAAGGUUGCGCCAAGAUCCGAGACCCCCGUAAACAACAUCGGUAAUAGUUUAGAAAAUGCACUACACACAUCAGCACAUUCCAUUGAGGAGUCAUUACCCAAGAGGCCUUCAGGGAAACACUCCAAAGUGAACGUUGAAAAAGUGGAACUAAAGGGAUUAUCGCACAAGAAGAAUGAUAGGAACAUUGAAUAUUCCUUUGAGGUCGUAUGGUCCGAUUCUUCAGUGACGUCGGUAACAAAGUCUUCUGCCGAAGUCACUGAAUUCAUUUCAAAGUUAAAUCAGCUGUACCCAGAAGAAAAUUUGGAGAAGUUCAUUCCUUGCCUAACUGGUCCGGAUUCCUUUUACCUAGACAGAAACCACAUGGACCUGGAAUCGGACCUUAGGUACUUGGCCUCCUUACCUCCCCAUGUCUGGAAAAAUGACCACGUCAAGAAGUUUUUCAGCACUUCAUCUCACUCCCAGCAAUUUCAGAGUUCAAAUCCUGGCAACACUUCCCUUUAUAAAGUCGGUGCUACACUGGGCGCUUCCGGAAGGCCCAUCUGCGGCGUGGCUGGCAUCCAGUCCUCGCAGGGCAGCCUCCCGCAGCAUCAUGCGCAGCACCCGCCUUCCGCCGCCACCUCGGUGUCGCAUCCCCAUUGCGCGCAUGCGGGAGGGAGCGGGGCGUCCUUGGCCUGCCGGGCCCAGUUGGAGAACCCUUCGCCCGUUUUGAUAGUGCCCGGCCCGCAGGCCCCGCAACAAGCCCAGGAGCAGAACGGGAUCUUGGACUGGCUGCGGAAGCUGCGCUUGCACAAGUACUACCCUGUGUUCAAACAGCUCAGCAUGGACAAGUUCCUGAGUCUAACGGAAGAAGACCUAAAUAAAUUCGAAUCCCUCACCAUGGGGGCCAAAAAGAAGCUCAAAACCCAGCUGGAGUUGGAAAAGGAAAAGUCUGAGAAGCGGACGCUGAAUCCGGCUGCCUCCUCUUCGGUGAGCACUGGUGUGGCCAGGGUCCCACCCACCACUCACAUCGGCCCCAUCCAGAGCAUCCGUGGCAACCAUGCAACAGAGCUGCGUGUUGACGUGGAUCCGCCAGCCCCGAGCGCGGUCCGCGAAGGCAGUUCCUCGGAGUACUCCAGCUCCUCUUCCAGCCCCAUGGGAAUCCAGGCCCGGGAGGAAAGCUCGGACAGCGCGGAAGAAAGCGAGAGACGUUUGGAGCCGUCGGAGAAGGAGAAGCCGGUCAUGAUCCUGAACCACUUUGGCUCCGGCUCCUCGAGGCCCACCGCCCAGGUCCUCCCGGUGCAGAACGACGCCGGGUCCAGUCCGUCCGCUCACCACAACGCCGUUCCGGUGCCGCUGAUGGCCGCGGCUUCUCCCCACAUCACUCCCAUUCGGAUAUUGAACUCUAUGCACAAACCGGAGCGAGGGAACGCGGACAUGAAGCUGCUCUCGUCCUCUAUGCACUCGCUCCUGUCUUUGGACGACAGGGCAAAGUUCUCCCCCGGGCCGCCCCCGCCCCGGAGCAGCGUCAAGAUGGAGAAGGGCUUCGGCAACCCUCUCGUGGACGGCCACCAGCCCCUUCAAGUGUUCUCCGGAGUCCCCGAAAACGGCUCGAUGAGCUUCGUCCCGCGAACCAAAAUGGUGCACGCUUCCGCCUUGGACCGGGUGGCGAAAGCAGCCCAGCAGCCCGGGAUGAUCGGGGAAGCCAACACGUCUUCGGCCACCGUGACGUCCACCGCCGUCUUCCACAUGGCGAGGCCGCCCAUCAAGCUCCUGGUCUCCUCUUCGGUCCCGACGGAUUCCGCCGCAGCGGGCGGGCAGUCCUCCUGCUCCGGCAAUAUGCAAUUCAGCGUCUCCCCAGCAAUAAUCAGCCCCCGGACUGCGCUCUACACCGCCAACACCAAAGUGGCCUUCUCUGCCAUGAGCAGCAUGCCCGUCGCCCCGAUGCCCAGCAGCAGCUUCUGCGCAAACAGCAACACGGCCGCCUCUGGUAGCCACCCUUCCACGUCCUUUGCCAACAUGACGAACCUCCCCACUUGCCCCGUGCCGAGUUCGAGUCCAACUCUUUCGCCGGCCGCCGAGAACAGUUUUUACAGCAACAGCGGAGGCGGCUCCUCGUCGGGGACCGUCCCCGUCUCCAACCAGAACCACCAACACCACCACCACCACCACCAGCAGCAGCCCCCCGGGUGCAUGGUGUGCAGCUCCUGCGGCUGCAGCGGGAACUGCGGCUCCGGCGGCAUGACCGUCAGCUACGCCAACUACUUCCAGCACCCCUUUUCGGGCCCGUCCAUGUUUACCUUCCCCUUCCUGCCCUUCAACCCGCUCUGCGGCAACGGCUACAUCAACACGCAGCAGUACAACAGCAGCUCCGCCUUCCCCAUGGUCCACUCCCCGUACAACGGCGGCCUCGCGCCGGACUCCGUCAUGGGCGGGCAGUCCGCCUUCGCCGUGCCGCCCAUGCAGAACUUCAUGGCGGGCGCCGCGGGGGUGUACCAGGCGCAGGGGGCCAUGGGCGGAGGCGGGGGCGGCAGUGGUGCGGGGCAUAAAAAGAACGGGAACCUCUCCUGUUACAACUGCGGGGCCAGCGGGCACCGGGCGCAAGACUGUAAGCAGCCACCCAUGGAUUUCAAUCGACAAGGUACGUUUCGGUUAAAAUACGCUCCACCAGCUGAAAGUUUAGACUCCACGGACUGACACGAACUCCGGACCUAUUGUUAUUCUGCGAUGGCCAUGCCAUUGGGAUGACUACGGAGCCUUCGAAAUUGGAACCCUGGGAAAGUCCACUUGUUGAGCUUAUUAAUGUUAUUUUUUUAAUCCAAAGGUGCUCUACUUCAACACUAAGAAGGAACUGAAGCUUAAGGGGGGUUUUGUCAGUCCUGUUUUUACCGAUUUGCCAAAAUUAUAACGCGGGAUUUUAAUUCAUGUCGGACCCUUUCGGGCGGGAGGCGGGACUGUCCAGCCACCCUUCCCGCCGCGAUACAAACAGAGCUGCACUUUUCGCCGAAGAAUGUUGCCAUACUUUUUUGACCUUUGAUGCUGGAAACUCGAACUCCUGGGCAGUUAUACAGUGUAAUGUGGAGUGAGAGGUCGGAAGUUACCGUCGUCAACAAUGGCCUGCUGGACUGUUUAGACAUUGCGGGGCUCAGCUGGGACCCCGUCUUUUUUUUUCUUCUCACACCUGGCCCAACACUCCGGGAUUCUAAAAGGUUGCACUACAGAAGAAUGUAUCGUUGCGUCUCGACGGAGACCCGUGCAGUCGGAAACCGGCACCAGCAGGCUAUGUGAGAACUCCUAACAAUAAAGAAAUCUUAAUCCUCUCUCUCUCUCGACCCAAAAAGAACAAAGGUGGAAGUUUGCUUUCAUUCUGGAAAACAGUCCUAUCCUGUGCUUGUCAAGCAAUUAUUUCUAAAUAGAACCAAGUCGCCGGCUGUGGAUUUAGGUUUAGUUUUCAAGUCUAGUGCCAGAGACUGCACUUCUAGGAGCGGGGGAAACAGUUCUUCGUAAGCUAUUUAUUACCUUACUAUUGGUUUCUGUUAAGAGGAAACAAUACUCUGCCUUGAUUGUGAAUUCUGGAACUCAUUUUGAGUUUGACAAUGUGCUCUUUUCCAGAGCAGGGCUUUUUAGGAAUCGCGAUGGAUGGAUGCUCAGAAGGGUUUCUAGUAGACGGCCUCCUUGAUCUCAAAACCAUUGAUAACCAAGUGUCAUACUUCUCCCACUAAUUUUAAGGCUAGGAUCGAGUCAGCAAAGCUCAGGUGGUAAAGCUGAAUAGAUCUUGCUUGCUAAAAUGAGGCUUUAGCACAAAUGUGGUCCAACUUGGGCUCUCCAGGUGUUUUGGACUUCAACUCCCAUCAUUCCUAACAGCCUCAGACCCCUUCCUUUCGCUCCUCAGCCGCUUAAUAGACUUGAGACACCAAGUAAACGUCACUUAAUUCAAACCCAGGCCCGAUCAAGAAGCCAUGAAAUCGUGCCACAUACACCUGGGUUUCAAGAACUUCUCACGGAGUCUUUCUAAAUGCCUAAUUAAUCUAUCCUUAACUCCACUGAGGGGUGAGACUGUUAGGAAUGCUGGGAGUUGAAGUCCAAAUUUGGAGGGCCCAAAUUUGCCCAUACCUGGCAUAUCAUGAGGCUAAUUGCAGUUUGGAUUGCCUCGCAACCGGUGCAAGCAAAGCAUUGCAUUGCUCCCAAAGCACAUUUGGACGUGAAAUUGUGAACUCGGUUGCAGUUACGUUGUGCAGACCUUAAUUCUGGAAACCGUGGUAGGAAUCACAGGAGAUCAGCACCGUUCUUGUUCUUACCUGUUGCCUUUUGCAAAAAAACCCGGCGUUCUCUUCCUCGGGGGCAAUCCGCUGGGCUCAGCUUUCCAGGAAUUUGCGCAAUUCCUUUAUUCACGAAAAGUCUAAAGCUGUAAAGGAAACACACCUUCUUCCUCCUCGCCUCCUUGUCGCCAACUUUACUUAUUUCUAUGCAACGAAGUAUUAAAAACGCUCCUAUCUCGAUC
Anolis carolinensis (green anole) is the source of this 5420-nucleotide messenger RNA. It is a transcript of the gene zcchc14, whose product is annotated as zinc finger CCHC-type containing 14. The coding region runs from base 383 to 3616 and encodes 1077 amino acids. Gene Ontology annotation, molecular function: zinc ion binding; nucleic acid binding; phosphatidylinositol binding. The transcript is spliced from 13 exons. The record is from RefSeq and is a predicted model, not a curated record. Lineage: Eukaryota; Metazoa; Chordata; Lepidosauria; Squamata; Anolidae.